ACUUGUGAGUACUAUAAUAAACUUGGAGAAACUGAGUGGGUGAAAAUAUCAAUGUCUGAAAAUUGUGAAACUCUCUUCUAAUCUUCUUCCAAGAUUUAUACAUACAUUUAUUUGUAUGUAUAAUUAUUCACCCUAGUACAGAGCCACAGAGGUAAAAUAAGACUACAAGACUCUACAGUGCUCUCAGCUGUAGUCAAAAAGAUCUUAUCUUUAUCUCUCUUCUGGGCCUUCAAAGACUCUUACCCACCCCUAAAACUAGCUAAAAAUCUCAUAUUUUUUUCAAGAUUCACCCAAGAAUGGCCUCAAAGUCUCAUUUUUAUCCAAGAUUGAUGAACCCUUUUGUGUAGUUUCAAGACCCUUUUGGUAAAUAUCUCAUCUUUGUUCCAAGAUUCAGCCAAGAAUUGCCUAAAAAUCUCAUUUUUGCUCAAGAUUGAGAGACCCUUUUGGUCAAUUUGAAGAUUUUAAUGGCUACUCCCCCUCCACCAUACACUCUCACCACUGCAAAACCCUACCAAAACCAUAGAAAUCUUCAUCCCCAUCAACACCAACCCCCAAAUAAUCACCACCCACAUCAUCAAAAUCCAAUCUUUACAACCCCAAAUCAUCAAAAUCCAAUUUUUAUAGCCCCAAGAGUCUCUAUUAAUCAUCACCAGCGUUUUCAAGCACACCCCAGAAAUGUCUCUGCUCCUGCUCCCCCUCACAUUCAAAACCCACCUCGCCCUAAUUUCCCCUCAUUUGGGUCUGCAAAAUCACCAUCUGGGCUAGCAGCUUCUGAUUUUUCGGGGAGAAGAUCGACUAGAUAUGUGUCGAAAAUGCAUUUUGGGAGGCAGAAGACUGCGAAUGCUAGUCGACAUACUUCGAUUGCUGAGGAGGCUUUGCAGGAAGCUAUUAGGUGUAGUGGUGAUGAGAAUUGUAUUGAAAGUGUGUUGAUGAGGUUUGAAAAUAAGUUCUGUGGGACUGAUGAUUAUACAUUUUUGCUCAGGGAGCUUGGCAACAGAGGUGAGUAUUCUAUGGCUAUUAAGUGUUUUGAAUACGCUGUUAAACGCGAGAAGCGGAGAAAUGAUCAGGGUAAAUUAGCUAGUUCUAUGAUUAGUAUUCUUGGGAGGUUGGGUAAGGUUGAUUUAGCUGAGAAAAUUUUCGAGAUUGCGGUGAAUGAAGGGUAUGGUAAUACUGUCUAUGCUUAUUCUGCUUUGAUUAGUGCUUAUGGUAAGAGUGGGUAUUGUGAUGAAGCUAUUCGGUUAUUUGAUACCAUGAAAAAAUCGGGUUUGAAGCCGAAUUUGGUUACUUAUAAUGCUUUGAUUAAUGCUUGUGCGAAAGGGGGUGCUGAUUUUAAGAGGGCUUCUGAGAUUUUUGAUGAUAUGUGGAGUAAUGGGGUGCAGCCGGAUCGGAUUACGUAUAAUUCUUUGCUUGCUGCUUGUAGUGGUGGAGGGUUGUGGGAUACUGCAAAGAAGUUGUUUAGUGAGAUGAUUGAUAGAGGGAUUGAUCAAGAUAUAUAUACAUAUAAUACUCUUCUUGAUGUUGCUUGUAAUGGUGGACACUUGGAUACGGCUUUUGAGAUAAUGUCAGAGAUGCCUCUUAAGAAUAUUUUGCCUAAUGAAGUGACAUAUAGUACCAUAAUCCGUGGGUGUGCCAAGGCAGGGAGAUUGGAUAGGGCCCUGAGCUUAUUCAAUGAGAUGAAAUUUGCUGGUAUUAAACUGGAUAGAGUUUCUUAUAACACUUUACUUGCAAUAUAUGCUAGUCUUGGUAGAUUUGAUGAGGCAUUAGGUGUAGGCAAUGAGAUGGAGAGUAUGGGGAUUAAGAAAGAUGUUGUUACUUACAAUGCACUUCUAGAUGGAUUUGGAAAACAAGGGAUGUUUGAUAAAGUUAAAGAACUUUUUCAGAUGAUGAGGGCAGAUAGACUCUCUCCUAAUUUAUUGACUUACUCAACGCUGAUCAGUGUAUAUUCAAAAGGCGGUCUAUAUCAAGAGGCUAUGGAAGUGUAUAAGGAGUUCAAGAAGGAAGGUCUUAAGGCUGAUGUUGUAUUUUAUAGUAAACUUAUAGAUGCCCUAUGUAAGAAAGGACUAGUGGAAUCUUCUGCUUUGUUAUUGGAUGAGAUGACGAAGAAAGGGAUUCAACCAAAUGUUGUAACUUACAAUUCUAUAAUUAAUGCCUUUGGUCAGUCAGCAUCUGCAGAAAUUUCUCCUGAUCGUGAUCCACAAUUUGAAUCCUCAACGUUGAUUCCCCUUGAUAAUGGUACUAAAUUAAAGGGGGAAGUUCCGGAGGAAGAUAGGAUUAUAAGAGUUUUCGAACAAUUAGCUGGGGGAGAGUUCCGUCAAGGUAGAAAAGACAACAAAAGCAGCAGAGAGGAGAUUCUCUGUGUUUUGGGAGUAUUCCAGAAGAUGCAUGAGCUGGAAAUAAAGCCAAAUGUUGUUACAUUUUCAGCCAUUUUGAAUGCGUGCAGCCGUUGUAGCUCCUUUAAAGAAGCUUCACUUCUACUGGAGGAACUGCGUCUAUUUGAUAAUCAUGUAUAUGGUGUAGCUCAUGGACUUCUAAUGGGCCACCGGGAGAAUGUUUGGGUCCAAGCUCUAUCACUUUUUGAUGAUGUCAUGCAGAUGGACUCAUCAACUGCGUCUGCCUUUUAUAAUGCUCUGACAGACAUGCUGUGGCAUUUCGGACAGAAACGAGGUGCACAACUUGUUGUUCUCGAAGGCAAACGCAGACAAGUUUGGGAAAAUACUUGGUCUACUUCUUGCUUGGAUUUGCAUUUAAUGUCAUCUGGUGCAGCACGAGCAAUGGUUCAUGCGUGGUUGAUGAACAUACGUUCUAUUGUGUUUGAAGGCCAUGAGUUGCCAAAACUUCUUAGCAUUUUAACCGGAUGGGGUAAGCAUAGUAAGGUACAAGGUGAUGCAACUCUUAAGCCAGCUAUCGAGGCGCUUCUCGUUGGUAUAGGUGCCCCAUUUCAGUUGGCAAAAUGCAAUAUCGGUAGGUACAUAUCCACAGGUCCUGUGGUAGCUUCCUGGUUAAGAGAAUCAGGUACUCUGCAAGUGCUUGUUCUCCAGGAUGACAGAAAUCAGGUAGAAAGCACAAGGUCAUAUAAUAUCCCCAUUCUAAGUGCUUUACCAUCUUAGGUUCUGUUCGCCCAUUCUCUCCCAAUUUUCCCUUCAAAUGUACCAACUUCGUGGAGGGGGAAUGGGCAUUUGAACCAUGUAAAUUAACCAGUAAAUAUUUAGUGAUAUUUCACAUCUCUCUACCUUGUUCUCGACAAAAGGUCAAACUUUCCCAUGUAACUGUUGUUCUUCAGGUUUGUCCGCUUUCGGUGGGAAUUUUUCCAUGUAGGAUAUUUUGUAACAUUUUAGAUGACUUGGUGCAAGGCGGAUUCCAUGUUUUCUCUAAAUUUUGUUGUAAAUAAGAGGGAAAUUUGCCUUUAGUUA
Messenger RNA from Daucus carota subsp. sativus, 3410 nucleotides. Its product is annotated as pentatricopeptide repeat-containing protein GUN1, chloroplastic. Gene Ontology annotation, molecular function: protein binding. The record is from RefSeq and is a predicted model, not a curated record. NCBI's taxonomy places the organism in Eukaryota, Viridiplantae, Streptophyta, Magnoliopsida, Apiales, Apiaceae. Bases 465 to 3107 code for a protein of 880 amino acids. The transcript has 4 exons.